AUGACGCAAGUUCCAGCGCAGCAACAAAAUGUGUGCAAAAAAGAAGACAAUCUGCAGGAUUCGGGGUUUCCAGAGCCGCCACCAGUCGAGGAUGAUUUGGGCAUCGCUCGUGGUACACUUCGCGUUCUGCGCGCCGCUUUGGAACUCAACAGGCUCAAGAAUCAAGUGUCUUCUGGCUUCAAUGGCUUAACUUGCCGUGGUCGACUGCACCCAAGCCCUCGUCUCCCAUUCCGGAUCUACGAGCCUAUGGCCACAGAACCAAAGUAUAUCAUUCAAUUGCUUGAAUUCAGCGUUGCGAACCUCUUGCUAAUCAUUUGGCCAGAGACAGAUCCUCCUCGAAGAACCACGAGUGCCACCCGAGAAAGUCACUACCUGGAACUGGAAGUUGCUGGCCAGCCAAGACACCUAGCUGUCCAUUGUCUUCCGUCUAACACGAGAGGCUCGCCACGAGGGUUCGCGCUAUUACUAUAUGUGCUAGGAUAG
Messenger RNA from Drepanopeziza brunnea f. sp. 'multigermtubi' MB_m1, 483 nucleotides. The record is from RefSeq and is a predicted model, not a curated record. Lineage: Eukaryota; Fungi; Ascomycota; Leotiomycetes; Helotiales; Drepanopezizaceae.